Molecule: messenger RNA, 882 nt
Organism: Penicillium maclennaniae
Lineage: Eukaryota; Fungi; Ascomycota; Eurotiomycetes; Eurotiales; Aspergillaceae
Exons: 1
Coding region: 1-882 (293 amino acids)
Biological process (GO): protein depalmitoylation
Cellular component (GO): cytoplasm
Molecular function (GO): palmitoyl-(protein) hydrolase activity; carboxylic ester hydrolase activity
Source: RefSeq, a predicted model, not a curated record
AUGAAGCCCGAAAGCCCUUACGUCUACCCCCCACGGGGCCAACACACGCACACCUUCAUCAUGUUACAUGGACGUGACGGCACUGGGUCUGAGUUUUGCGAGCAGCUGUUUUGGUCUGUCACCUCACAGAUGAAGAACUUACCCGAAAACCUACCCAGCUUCCGCUGGGUAUUUUCAAGCUCAGAGACAUGCUACAGUGCUAUGUCGCAGCAGCAGGAAUCAUCUUGGUUUGAUAUCUGUUCCCUGACGAACACCGACGCUCAGCAAGAGCUUCAAGUGCGUGGCCUGAGGAACUCUGUCCUGAAGAUCCUGGAUAUUCUGAAAGACGAAAUCGACCUUAUUGGUGACCCAACACGUGUCUUUCUCGGAGGCAUCAGUCAGGGUAUGGCCACGGCCUUGUGUACCUUCCUUUGUGCACCUGGCCGCAUCAAAGGUCCCCUCGGGGGUGUGGUGGGAUUUUGUGGCUGGCUGCCGUUCGUUGAGCAGGCCGAGACCUUGGUUCGGCGCCAACAUGCGGAGGACCUGCUACGGCAAUACUCAAUCAGCAGCAGCAAGAUUCGAAGUCAAUCCAGUAUGCUUGACAAACGACUCCAGCUUUCGAAGCUCUUUCUAGAUACUAUUGCCGGGCCCAACAUCCAUCAAGUCACCGAAGAAACGGACAAGUCUGUGCUAUCAACCCCAGUAUUUCUCAGCCACGGCUCAGAUGACCGACUAGUUUCUGUUAGACAUUUCCGCCGGGCUCUCCAUGUCCUAAGAGAUGUCGGCUUUUCUACAGAAUGGAAGGAGUUCGUCGGUGCGGAGGCAGAAGGCCACUGGAUCAAGCAGCCGGAGGGCAUAGAAUACGUUGUCGAGUUCAUUCAGCGGCAAGCAUCAGAGGAAUAG